CCCAAUCACAGCUAGGAUUCAAUCCCAGUCAAAUACCUUCAUCUUCUCAUUAACCACCGUAACACCACAUCGAACAUCAACACCUUAGGCAGCACCGCGUCACCACCCCACAGACAGAAGUACCUCAACCAUCACGACAGUCUGAGAGCGUAACAGAUACCAUAUUUCCCUAGUCGUGGGUUUCCGUGCUGACUUCACAAGGAAACUGAAAAUCUCUCGUCGUGGUCGUGCGGAAAGGCCUGCGAUGUACUUUCGUCGCCUUGAUCCAAUUCUGCGCCAGUUCUCCCCAAUCGCCCCGCGACCCCGCCUCACACCGCACUGCGGUGGAGCCCCAAAUGCGGGCGUAGACGGAGAGGACCCAGCUGUUGCACGGGAGGCUAGAACUAGAACUGUCGAGGCCGGCAAUGACGCGUCGACGAACGUGUCGCAGUCAAAGCGCAAGCGUAAAGCGAAGCGUCGCCUCACGGUGGGGAAGGAUGUGAACAAGAGCAAGCGGCUGAAGAUGCAGCAGCAGCAUCUCGAGGAGGAGUACAUUCAACAGAUCCUCGCAGGCAGCGAUCAUGAUGUCUAUGAGGACGACGAGGAGAUCUUCGACUCGAUCCACGUUGCCAACGGCAAACUGAUGAAGCUGUCACCUCAGGCACAGGAUCCGGCUGCAGAUGGACCUAUAGAGCUAGCACCUCUGUCAGCCGGCCUUGCUCCUAUUGGAGCGGGGACUGUGCCUGUCAAUAAGUCCGGCAGUCAGCCGACAACACCCGUUGCUGACGCGAAAUCAGCUGCUACCAAGUUAGCGAAGAGCGAGGGGCAGAAAAAGACACAGGGAAAUAAGCAACCCAACCAAUUACGUCAGUCCCUCGCUGAGUGACCUGUCGGAGGCCAAGACGAGGCAGCGAGAGUGGACUUCGAGCUCGAAAAAGUUAUCGAAGAGGGG
Tricharina praecox is the source of this 931-nucleotide messenger RNA. RefSeq lists its product as uncharacterized. Bases 245 to 865 code for a protein of 206 amino acids. The transcript is spliced from 2 exons. The record is from RefSeq and is a predicted model, not a curated record. Lineage: Eukaryota; Fungi; Ascomycota; Pezizomycetes; Pezizales; Pyronemataceae.